This is a messenger RNA of Spirometra erinaceieuropaei, 1080 nucleotides long. NCBI's taxonomy places the organism in Eukaryota, Metazoa, Platyhelminthes, Cestoda, Diphyllobothriidea, Diphyllobothriidae. The record is from the annotation of a GenBank genome assembly.
AUGAAUCAAACGAUACCCAGGUUUCAAAUUCCCGCAGCCACCACCUUCAAGCCAAAGGUGGUUAAGGUGGAUGACUACAGUAAGCUCACUAAGGAGGGCGAACGCCUGCUCUCCUUCUAUCCGCACUACGUUGAGGUCGCCAAGACUAAGAAGGGCAAACAGGAUGUGAAACGUCUUAUUCGUCUCUCGGACGUAACGGAGGUGAAAACGGAUGCGCAGCAUCCGAACCUACUGCGAGUGUUUGUCAAUAACAAGGGCAAAAAUGAGUGUCACCAGAUGCUGAUCUCCAACAGGACUGACCUCCUGACUGCUAGAGCCUACUUUGACAAGGAUGCCUCCUCUGGAUCAGUAGUCAGUCCUUUUCCGUCCGAAGCAGUUCCAUCAGUGCGUCCACCAUCACAGGCGGCGUCGGUAAAGUCAAGCUCGAAGAGACCGGCCUCAUCCGUCCUGAAGAAACCCCCCAAAGGACGUGAUUCAGCAGCUUCUGGCAAUCUGGACAGCUACGAGCCGAGGUAUGAGCCGAAAAAUAAAGCCUUUAGUGUAUCAACCGUGCGGUAUGAUGAGCAGACUCUGGGUAUGAGUGCUGGUCCCAAACCCUCAAUUAGAAUGUCCGAAGUGGAGGAAGUUUCGAACGCAGAAACCGCAUCCUACGCGGGUCACCGGCAAAGUACUCUAAAGCCGCCAUCCUAUGCCUACUAUGGGGACACUGGCAGCACUGGGGAGUGGCUCGAAGAAGGAGACGCCUUCAUUAAUGCAUCGGACAAUGAAACGGACAUGUUCAGUCACAACAGUCGAUCACACGGACGACCAUUUCACCACCGAAAACGUGUAAAGGGAUCGCCCCAGGACGGCGAUUCUGUCCGCCAGGGUUCUAUUAUGUUCACUGAGGAAGAUUACAGACACCUGCUGCUCACUCCGGUGGACAGUCAGGACGACAGCGAAACCUACGUGGAAGCCUGCUCAACCUGCUAUGGGGACGAUUCUGAGGACACUGUGGUUGAGAUGACGAGACGGCCAAGAUCCCUGCCCUAUUACUGUCCAUUUCUUCCUAUCCGGACAGAGGAGAGCAGCUGCUGGUGA